AUGGCAUAUGGCCUGCCAAGAAAGAACAAGGUUUUGCGGGGCAGUUAUUACACGGUACAGGAACCAUGGGAUCUUGCACUACUUACAAAGACGUUGUACAAUAAACUAGCCAACAUCAAGUUGCCUUUCGUGGGAGAGAUUACAUUUGGGGGUCCUGUAAAGCUCACAACAUGUAAAACCAUUAAGGAUGGUCUGAUCCCUUCAGCAGAGGCCAUCCGACUCGAAAGGGAGUAUGAACUGAAGCACCUAAAUAAACUUAAAUGUGAAGAAAAUAGAUCUGAGGAACUGCAACUUUUCCUAAGGGACAGGCAAGCUGGUUUGAGGAGACCUCUUCCACCUUAGUGACAAUCAUGGCAUUAUCAAAUCUGUACUCUGUUUUCUGCACCCGAAGGGGAUGACGGUCUCGGAAGCUUUCGCUGUGUAAAGUUCAGUGCAGACAUACAGACACCCACUGGCGGACCAGUCAGUGCCCGUAGACGCGGGUUAGUGGACAGUUCGGACAGGUCUUCUGGGUCCCCGCCGGGCCCUUGUCCCUUUGUGUCAGGAGCAACAGCAUUGUAAGUAGA
This is a messenger RNA of Lemur catta (Ring-tailed lemur), 566 nucleotides long. RefSeq names its product chromosome 24 C4orf36 homolog (gene C24H4orf36). The transcript has 3 exons. Bases 1 to 342 code for a protein of 113 amino acids. The record is from RefSeq and is a predicted model, not a curated record. NCBI's taxonomy places the organism in Eukaryota, Metazoa, Chordata, Mammalia, Primates, Lemuridae.